GGGUUUAAUAAAGCACAGUGAUGUUUUCAGGGGGGUCUUGGUGCAUCCCCAGCCCUGCACUCAUAGGACCCUUCUGUCCCCCAGCAAACAACGGAGGGGGGAAGAGCCCAGACCCCCAGAGGGCCCCAACCCGGGGUGCCACCCCCGGCACCCCCCGUGUCGGGCUCCCCCUUAUUUCACUCCGUGCACUUUAACCACCCUCCCGCGGGGCCGCAGCGCUGGGAACGGGCGCAGGGAGCUGGGGGCGGCCCCUGGGGCUCUGCCCUCCCCCCCCUCCCAUCGCACCCCUCCCCGGAGGCGGAAACCAGGGCCGGGCCGGGCCGGGGCCGGUCUCCCGCAGCGCCCGGCGCCGCUCCCGGCUGCCAUUUUAAGGUGAACAAAGAGGCGGAGGCGCGGGCAGUGGAUCUGCUUACGGAGAGAGCCUCAGGGUUAGCACUGCCCUUCAGCUUUUCUGAAGCAUGAAGACCUAUGACAGCCCCCCCACGGGCUACGGGCCCCCCACGGGCUACGGGCCCCCCACGGGCUACGGGUCUCCCAUGGGUGAUUAUGGCAACGGCACCGGUGCUCGCUCUCCCCCACCGGGCUCCUACUACAUGGAGGAUGUGCCGCAGCACUUCUACAAGUGGAGCUCGCCACCCAGCGUGGUGCGGAUCCUGGAGGUGGUUGUCAUCCUGCUCUGCAUCGCCAUCUUCGCCUGCGUGGCCUCCACCCUGGCCUGGGAGUAUGGCUAUGGCUACGGCGGGCUCUAUGGCAGCAGCUUGGGGGGCUUCUAUGGCUCCGGCUACUACGGCAGCGGAUUAAACUAUGGCUACGGCUACGGGAGCUACUAUGGCGGCGUUACCAACCCACGAACAGCCAACGGCUUCAUGAUCGCCAUGGCCGUGCUGUGCUUCCUGGCACAGCUGGGGCUCUUUGUGGCCAGCAUCAGCAAAUCACACAGCUCCCGCUCCCGCCGCUUCUACCUGGUGGUGAUCGUGGCCUGCGCCGUGCUGGCCUUCCUCAUGCUCAUCGCCUCCAUCAUCUACGUCGUCGGCGUCAACCCCCAGGCGCAGAUGACCGGCAGCUACUACUACAACCCCUUGCUUACCAUGUGCAACCAGAUCUACAGCAGCGGCACCUACCUGAACCAGUACCUCUACCACUACUGCACCGUGGACCCCCAGGAGGCCGUGGCCAUCGUCUGCGGGUUCCUCAUCGUCAUCCUGCUCUGCCUCAUCUGCUUCUUCGCUCACAAGACACGGAGCAAGAUCUGGAGGUACGGGAAGCAAAAUAUCUACUGGGACAAGGUGCCGGUGGUCCCGGAGGGUCCCAACGUGGAGGAGUGGGUGAAGAACGUGGCAGAUGGGACCAGCGUGCAGGACGAGACCGCCACGCUCGCCUACUCGGAGAAGCCAAUGAGCCCCAUCACUGCGCUGCCCUACAGCCCCCCUGCAUACAGCUACAGCCCCCAGGACAGGUUGUGCCCCCCUGGCACCUACAGCACCCACGGUGACCAGCUGGACAAGGGGCUCAGCCCCAGUGUGCCGGAGGAGAAGUCCAGCAGAGCCCCUGCGCGCCGUGGGCGCCGCCGCCGCCGCCACCCUGACCUGGAAGACUCCCAGUAUGAGACCGACUACACCACAGCCGUGGAGUCCGGCGACGAGCGGGACCAGGAACAGUGGGAGAGCCUCUACCCACCCAUCACCUCGGACGGCACCCGGCAGAGGUACAAGCAGCAGUUUGACACGGACCUGAAGCGCUACCGGCAGCUCCGCGCCGAGGUGGACGGGGUCAGCGACCGCAUCAACCAGCUCAGCAAAGAGAUCGACAGCAUCUCUGAGGACAGUCCCCAGUACCAGGAUGUUGCUGAGGAGUACAACAGGCUGAAGGACCUACAGUGGAGCCCUGACUACCAGGCAAAGAAGCUGGAGACCAGAACCCUCCGCAACAAACUCUUCCACAUCAAGCGGAUGGUGAAAGCCUACGACAAGGUGCGAGGGUAGCCUGUGCCACCCCCAGCACCACCACCGCAGGAUGGGCUUGAGGGGGCUCCCCAUCCACCCCCCAAAGGGUUUUGGUGCCUUUUGUACCUUUGUUUCUAUUGACAAAAUCCAAAGCCACCAUUCAAAGCCACCCCAUGAUGCUGGUGCCAAGGGCGCUGGGGCUGCUGGAGUGCCCCCUCCAUGCUCCCCCCACUUCUUGUGCCUUUGGGGCUGUGGGUCCCCUCCUGCUGUUGUCAAUAUGUCGGGGGGGGGGGGGGGGGGUUGCAGCCCCCAUCUGUCUCUGCCAGCACCAGGGUCUGGGUACCAAAUGUGGCUGCAGCCCCACAGGGAUGUGCUGGAUGGAGCUGAGCAUCCCUCAGUGGGGCUGUUGGGGGGCAAAACCCCACAUUCCCUGAGCCCCCCCUUUAGGCAGGGAUCAUCUUUUAUAAGGAACUGGCUGAAACUGUGUAAUUUUCUUUUUUAAUAUUAAAUAAAUUGUAUCUAUUGAUUUUAAA
Messenger RNA from Pezoporus flaviventris, 2476 nucleotides. It is a transcript of the gene OCLN, whose product is annotated as occludin. Lineage: Eukaryota; Metazoa; Chordata; Aves; Psittaciformes; Psittacidae. Gene Ontology annotation, cellular component: membrane; transcription elongation factor complex; bicellular tight junction. Gene Ontology annotation, biological process: bicellular tight junction assembly; snRNA transcription by RNA polymerase II; positive regulation of transcription elongation by RNA polymerase II. Gene Ontology annotation, molecular function: cis-regulatory region sequence-specific DNA binding. The transcript is spliced from 9 exons. The record is from RefSeq and is a predicted model, not a curated record. Bases 459 to 1982 code for a protein of 507 amino acids.